ACAUACCGUAAUUGCUGUAUCAUGGUGCGUGACACUGAAAUAUUACAGAAGAUGAAAAUAAAUUAGGACGAAGACAGUAGGCUAUACAAUGAAGUACAUGCAUUGCGCACGCCCCAAGCUGAACGGUGCAUUGCACGGAGCAAUUUGGUCAACUCGUGUGUGACUGGCAUUGCUCUAAAGUUGUGUUAUUGCAGCCUAUAUAGCACUCAUAUUAACUAGGGAUGUGGCCUAUUUCUCCGCACAGAAUAGAUGCUAAGAAGGACAGCUUCAGUGCACAUAACUCCAGCAACAACACAACACAUUGAUCCCAACAUUUCCACAACGAUAACGAAUAGCAGCUGCCAGGCAGUGUAUGUUUUCAAAUUCUACUGUGACAGUGUAUAUACAAUGACUACCUCUUUGUUGCACCGACGACCAAGGCAUUCAUUCGGAUCCAUCAUGAUUGACGACUUUGAGAACAAGGACGCACGGUCAAGUGGGGAACUGUGGUCCGAAAUAUGCUCCAGUCUGCCCAAGCCACAAGAAGAAGGCCAGGAUGGGAAAGCAGAGUUCACAGAUUCCUUCCAACCAGCGCCACCGAGCAACACUCAGUUGAAUGGAGCCUCUUCGAAUCCUGCUGUCCCCACCGGUCCAUGGGAACCUAUGGCUGAUUCUGAAAUGUACCUAGCAAGUUUAGAAAAUCGCUUGAAAAGAAUUAAGGGCCAAAAAAGUGAAGUCACCUCGAGGGAGAUGCUGAAGUCGCUCUCUCAAGCCAAAAAGGAGUGCUGGGACAGAUUCCUCCACGACGCCCAAACCUCUGAGCUGUUUCAGAAUGGAGGGGAUAUGGAUGAAAGUGCUUUGGAGCACUUCAAGCGCUGGCUGAUCCCUGAGAAGGUGGCCAUCAGUGCGGAGGAGCUGGAGUACCUGCUGAGGCCGUCCUCGUCCCAGGCCAGUGCCCAGCCCAGCGGGGGAGACCCUGCUCACAGCGGGGCCGAGGAGGAGGACAAUGAAGAGGAGGAAGAGUCAGGCCAACACGCAGAGGACGACAACCCAAGUCCAGAGAAAUAGGGAAGCAGGAGACUAUAUAUUAUUGGUGUGUGUUUGUCUGAGGGGAAAUAGCAGCAGUCAUUCCAGCUGAUUAAUUUGCUGGGUGUCACCAUGCCCUAGCUGGGGAGGUAUUCCGAGAACAUGGUUAAGUGAUGAACCAGGCUAAGUUAACUACAGGAAGUGGUAAACUCAAUGAUAGGUAGCCUUUAGACAACAUUUAGUUCAUAAAAUGAGGACUCUAGGCUCUUCUAUUAAGUGAUUUGCCACUACCUCAAGGUGAACCUAACCUGGUUAAUUGAACCAGCUUUUGUGGAAUGCCCUCCAGUUUUCAAGUGAUGACCAUGUCGAGGCACUAUGGAGACAUCUAAAAUGCUGACAUGCUUCUGUCAUAGCGCUCCAUCAAAAGUGUUCUGCAGUUCUGCCAGCAAAUAGUGAUUUAAAAAGAUAGAAGCCAUCAUCAGGACCUAAUGCUGCUGCAAAGUUAUCAUCAUAUGAAGAAUUAUGUGCAGCCUGUUUACGGCCGUUAUGUGUGUGGCAGGUUUGAAUUAUGUACAAAUGCCUUUUUUUAUCCUGAGAGUUGAUGCAAUUAUGCGUUAUUCCUUUAAAUGUAUUGUCAUGUAUUUGAAUUGUAUUGUGUAUGCGGUUAACUUGUAAUUGUAGGCCUAAGUCACAGUGAGUAUGAUGCAACAGCAUUGACUGAGUCGGAAUUGUCUCAAACUUUUAUUUUAUAUUUCCAUAUUAAAAAAUACAAUGAAGACUAAACAUAA
Molecule: messenger RNA, 1793 nt
Organism: Engraulis encrasicolus (European anchovy)
Lineage: Eukaryota; Metazoa; Chordata; Actinopteri; Clupeiformes; Engraulidae
Gene: ccdc32
Product: coiled-coil domain containing 32
Exons: 4
Coding region: 250-1047 (265 amino acids)
Biological process (GO): cilium organization
Source: RefSeq, a predicted model, not a curated record